AUGAAUGAACCUAAGAAUAAUUUUCGAAACUAUCCAAUUAAUACACUUGGUGAUUAUAUUCGACAAAAUAAUUCUACUUGGCGUACACAUAAUUAUCCAAAUAAACAACAUGAUCUUGAUUGGUAUCGAUAUUUAAGACAACAAGCAAAUUUACCUGUUCAACGUGAUAUUCUCUAUGGAAAAAGACGAAAAUCUAAAGUACACUCACAAACUCAAAAAACAGUUGCUUAUGACGAUGAUGAUGAUUUAGGUAUAAGUAAAAUAAAUUUUACUUCACCACCGGUUACUCUUACAUGGCUUGAUUUAAAAGCAAAAGCACCACCAGAAGAUAAAGGUAUUAAACGAACAAUUAGAAAAGCAUUGUGUCCAUGGAAACAAGUUACUCAAUCAACAAUAUUACUCGAAGGAGUUAGUGGUAUUGCUAAACCAGGUCAAUUAGUUGCUAUAAUGGGUGCUAGUGGUGCUGGUAAAACAACAUUAUUAAAUAUUUUAACAAAUCGUCGGCCCGGUACAUUAAAAAUUGAGGGUGAAGUUAGAGUAAAUGGAACAAAUAUGGGUAGAAAUAUUAAUCGGGUAUCAGGUUAUGUACAACAAGAAGAAUUAUUCAUACCAUCAAUGACAACACGAGAACAUUUACAUUUUCAUGCAAUGUUAAGAUUAAAUCAUGAUAUAUCAAAAGAACAACGAAUUGCUCGUAUUGAUGAAAUGCUUGAUUUGUUCAAUUUGAAUACAGUUGAAAAUACAGUCAUAGGUCAACCAGGGCUUAUUAAAGGUUUAUCAGGUGGUGAAAAACGACGUUUACUCUUUGCUUCUGAAGUAAUGAUUGAUCCAUCUUUAUUAUUUGCUGAUGAACCAACAUCAGGUCUCGAUGGAAGCAUGGCAUUUACAAUAUGUGAUGUAAUGCGUAAAUUGUGUAAUCAAGGUAAGACAAUUGUUUGUACAAUUCAUCAACCAUCAAGUGAAAUUUUUCAAUUAUUUGAUACACUUUAUCUAUUAGCCGAAGGACGUGUUGCUUAUUUUGGUUCAAGAAAGAAAGCUCAAGAAUUUUUUAAUAAAUUAGGUUUUGAAGCACCAAAUAAUUAUAAUUUAUCAGAUUUUUAUAUUCAAACAUUAUCGAUAUUACCAUUUGAAAAAGAAGAAUCACUUGAACGAAUUCAGAAUAUUUGUGAUACCUAUGAACAUUCAUCUCUUAAUACUCAAUAUAUUGAUGAAAUUCAAAAAUAUCAUUCAAUUGAUGAUGAUCAAUCAAAUGGAAUAUUUGAUCAUUCAUCAAAAUAUAAAACUAAUAUUUUCAAUCAAUUUCGUUGGUUAUUAUGGCGUUUAUUGAUUGAUAUGUUUCGUAAUCCAUUUGAAUUUCGUUUCCGUAUACUUACAUCAGUAAUUCUUGGUCUUAUUCUGGGUUUUUCAUUUUUAAAUUUAAAAUAUGAUCAAACCGCUUCUCAAAAUAUGUCAUCAGUUUUAUUUCUAAUGAUUCUUGAUGUAACAUUCAUGGUUGUUCAAAGAAAUGCUGAUAGUAUGAGUCGACAAUUACCAUUAUUUUUUAAAGAACAUGAUGAUGGAAUCUAUCGUACAAUACCUUAUUAUAUAUCAAAAGUAGUUGUAGAAUUACCAAUAACUGCAAUUGAUAUAUUUUUAUCAAUAACUAUUAUUUAUUGGAUGGCUAAUUUAUAUAAUAGUGCUCGAAGAUUUUUUAUUUUACAAGGUAUUCUCCUUCUAUGUAUGUUAGUUUCAAUGUCUGUUGGAACAUUGAUAGGAGUGUCUAGUCCAACGUCUACUGUUGCUUCAGCACUAGUUGUUCCAAUUCUUAUACCUCUACUUGUUGUAUCUGGUUUUUAUAUAAAGACAAAAUCAAUACCUAAAUGGCUUAUUUGGUUACAUUAUAUUUCAUGGCCUUAUUAUACAGAUGAACUGUUAUCGAUUAAUCAAUGGGCAGAUGUUAAAUCAUUUGACUGUAAUCGAAUGGGUAAUACAACAUGUUUAAGAAGUGGUGAUGAUGUUCUUGCGUAUUAUAGUUUUAAGAAAAGUAAUUAUAAUCGUAAUAUUGGUUUACUUGUUCUUCUCUUUGGUGUUGGUCAACUACUAAUUAUUUUUUUCGUCAUCUUAUGGAUAAUAUAUAUAAAAUUGAAAUAUUUUACACUUCGUGGUCCAGUGCCUGGUCAACCACCACAUUUCUUUUUUGGAAAUUUAAUUCAAGCAGGCUUAUUAUUUGGUUCUAAACCAAUUUCUGACAUUUAUAUAUCUUACAAAGAACGUUUUGGUGAUAUUUAUUUAUUUUGGGUGGGUUUUAUACGAUAUACUAUCGUACAUAAUAUUGAUGAUGUUCAAUAUAUUUUUAAUAAUCGAAAUAAAUAUGAUCAAGGAAGUAUAUUUUUGGAAAAGCUCAGCAUUUUGGCUCCUGACAGUAUUAUUUGUAACAUAGGUGCUAAAUUCAAACGACAUGGUGCAAUCACUAUGCCAUUAUUUCGUCGUAAUAAAAUUCUUUCGAAUAUAAAUAUAAUUAUUGAUGGAACGGACAAACUAUUAGAUCGGUGGCGCACUCAGUCAUCUGAACAUGUGCAUACUGAUAUUGUUGAACAAUGUCAAAAUCUUCUACUCGAAGUCUUUGGAAUGAUUGCUUUUGAUUAUGAUUUGGAAACAAUUAAUGAGAAUCUUUCAGAAAAUAAGAAUGAACUGACUGAAGCUCUAAAACAUAUUAUGGAUGCAUUUCGAAUGAUUCUCUACGCACCUAGUAUCAUUUCAACUACUUAUUUAAAAUGCAAUCCUCGAUAUCAACGAGCACGUGCCACCAUCGAACGAUAUUUGAAUAACAUGGUAGAACAAGAAUUGACUGAAAGCUUAGAUUCGAGAACAGAACGGAAGAAAAUUUCAUUGAUUGCUUCACUAGUUAGUUCAUUACAAACAGAUGAAAAGGCAGAAGCAGUAAAAAAAGAAGAAGACAAAAAAGGUAUUUCCCGAAAAGAACUUUUUGAUGAGAUGCUUAUGUUUUUAAUUGCUGGUUAUGAAACAACAUCGACUGCUCUUGCUUGGUGUAUUUAUCAACUAAGUAAACAUCCUCGUAUUCAAGAAAAGAUCAAGAAAGAAUUGAUAGAUGAUAAUACUGGACAAUAUUUAUCAUUUGAUCAUCUUGAUUCAUUUGUUUAUUUGGAUUGUUUUAUCAAUGAAGUUCUUCGUUAUUCUCCAACAAUCGAUGGAACAAGUCGUACAGUAGUUGUCGAUGAUUGUCUUCCGUCAAGUGGUACUCGACUUUACAAAGGUGAUCAAGUACUUAUUCCAUCAUCUGCUCUUGCUCGAGACGAUCGCCAUUGGAAAAUUGAUCCUAAUUUGUUUUAUCCGGAAAGAUUUCUUAAUGAAGAUAAACAUCGUCAUCCAUGUGCAUUUUUACCAUUCGGGAAUGGUCAUCGUCAAUGUAUUGGACAAGAUUUAGCUCGAUUAGAACUCAAAAUAAUUCUAGCUCGCAUGUUACAACAGGUGACAAUCGGUGAUGGCGGUCCUGAAUUUAAUACAGGUGGUUGCAUUCAAAGACUGACUAUCGUACCGAAACACGUCGGAGUUACUAUUCAAUUUAGUUAA
Adineta steineri is the source of this 3570-nucleotide messenger RNA. The record is from the annotation of a GenBank genome assembly. NCBI's taxonomy places the organism in Eukaryota, Metazoa, Rotifera, Eurotatoria, Adinetida, Adinetidae.